Molecule: messenger RNA, 2365 nt
Organism: Magnolia sinica
Lineage: Eukaryota; Viridiplantae; Streptophyta; Magnoliopsida; Magnoliales; Magnoliaceae
Product: 9-cis-epoxycarotenoid dioxygenase NCED2, chloroplastic-like
Exons: 1
Coding region: 106-1968 (620 amino acids)
Biological process (GO): carotene catabolic process
Cellular component (GO): chloroplast stroma
Molecular function (GO): carotenoid dioxygenase activity
Source: RefSeq, a predicted model, not a curated record
UCCCUCUUCAAUUCAUCCCUUCUCCCUACUUCCCAAUCCCAAAACUCAAAAAGGCUCACUCCACCAUCUCAUCCCAUCCGUUCAUCUCUCCUCUCAUCAAAAUCCAUGGCUACAGCAAGUAGUAAAAUAACCAAGCUACCAAGCUAUCCACACACACCUCUUCCAGCCUCUUUAGAUCUUAGCCGUCCAAAAAGAUCCAUCAAGCCAACAAAUCCCAACUCCCCACCAAUCCAUUCCACAAUACAAUCAUCUCCAGCUAUCCAUCUCCCAACCCCAACAUCUCCCUACAAACCCUCCAUCAAGAAAGAUAUCCCACCGCCCAAAUCAACAACAAUUCCCAAGCCAUUACACCUCCAUCACAGAAAAAAGGGCCAUAGUCCGAGCCAGCACGAACCAUGGGCUCGACCCAAGUGGAAUAUAUUCCAACGUGCCGCAGCAGUAGCGUUCGACUCGUUCGAGGACUCACUCAUCUCAGCCAUCUUAGAACGGCAGCACCCACUUCCAAAAACAGCUGACCCAGCUAUCCAGAUAUCCGGCAAUUUCGCACCUGUCGAUGAGCAACCAGCCAGCCACGGGCUCUCCGUACAAGGCCACAUACCCAGAUGCCUGGACGGCGUGUACGUCCGAAACGGAGCCAACCCACUUUUCGAACCGGCCGGUGGCCACCACUUAUUCGAUGGUGACGGUAUGAUCCACGCCGUCCAAUUCCAUAACGGCUCAGCCAGCUACGCGUGCCGGUUCACUGAAACUCGCCGGCUCGUCCAGGAACGAGCCCUUGGGCGAUCCGUCUUCCCAAAGGCUAUCGGCGAGCUGCACGGUCACUCCGGCAUCGCCCGACUAUUGCUAUUUUACGCCCGAGGACUCUGCGGCCUCAUCGAUAAUUCCCAUGGCAUUGGUGUCGCCAACGCCGGUCUGGUCUACUUCAAUGGCCGUCUCCUCGCCAUGUCGGAAGAUGACCUUCCUUACCAUGUCCGCAUCACCACGUCUGGUGAUCUUGAAACAGUAGGCCGCUAUGACUUCAACGGUCAGCUCAAUUCAACCAUGAUCGCUCACCCAAAGCUCGACCCAAUCUCAGGUGAGCUCUUCUCUCUCAGCUACGAUGUCAUCCGUCAGCCUUACCUCAAGUACUUCCGUUUCGCCCCCGACGGAGGCCGUAAAUCCCCCGACGUUGAGAUCCCACUAGACCAGCCCACCAUGAUGCAUGACUUCGCUAUCACGGAGAAUUUCGUCGUGGUACCUGAUCAACAGGUCGUGUUUAAGCUCCAUGAGAUGGUAUGCGGCGGGUCUCCGGUCAUUUAUGACAAGAACAAGACCGCCCGGUUUGGAAUUCUACCAAAGUACGACUCUGACACCUCCGGCAUGCAUUGGAUCGACACCCCGGAUUGUUUCUGCUUCCAUUUAUGGAAUGCUUGGGAAGAACCGGACACAGAUGAGGUUGUUGUAAUUGGCUCUUGUAUGACGCCGGCUGAUUCCAUCUUCAACGAAUGCGAUGAGAGCCUGAAGAGUGUUCUCUCCGAGAUCAGACUCAAUUUGAAGACAGGCAAGUCUACUCGGCGACCGAUCAUUACCGACCCAUCCAAGCAAUUGAACUUGGAAGCAGGGAUGGUGAACCGGAACCACCUAGGGCGUAAGACCCAAUUCGUGUAUCUCGCUAUCGCCGAGCCAUGGCCGAAGGUGUCCGGGUUCGCCAAGGUCGAUCUAUCGACCGGGGAUGUAAGGAAGUUCAUGUAUGGAGACAACAAAUAUGGCGGUGAGCCGUACUUUGUCGCGAGUGACCUAAAUUCAGAGCGAGAAGAUGACGGGUAUGUUCUUUCUUUCGUGCAUAAUGAGAAGACUGGGGAGUCGGAACUACAAAUAAUCAAUACCAUAAGUCUGAGUUUAGAAGCGUCGGUCAUUCUACCUUCCAGAGUCCCAUAUGGCUUUCAUGGGACUUUCAUUAGUCAUCGAGACCUGAUGAGCCAGGUCUAGUUCAUUUACUUAUGCUACAGGGUAGUGACCUCAUUGUCAAAUAUUUCUUUUUGUGAGGGGACAUUAUACCAGAGGGAUGAUUAGAUAUACAUCCCCGGAAAUCUCCCGUCAAUAAUUCUACGAGUUUUACUUGUUUUUCUCUCUCACUUUUUGUCGAGUUACAAUGUAGAAAAUCCAGCUUGUAGCGUUCUUACGCUCAGCUGAUUUUCAGUAAUUCUUUUUUUUUUUUCUUUUUUCUUGUCCAUGAGCGACCUAUGUAUCUUUUCAUGUAUAUAGUGCACUCUUUGAAAUGUUCGAUUUGAUGUUUUGUUUUAAAGGCUUUGUUUGGAUAGAUGAUCCUGCGAAAUUGAAAUUAUGUCAAACGAUGAUUUUGGUGGGCCAUGUACUCUCAAUUUCA